GGGGGGUGAACCCCCCCCCGGGGCCCUGGGCCUGGUGGGGACUCCAGCUCGGGGGUCGCCUGGCCGACAUCGCCAUGGGGGCGGCGCUGGCGGCCUUGGCGUUCGUGGCCCCCCCGAACCGCUGCGGCGCCUCCGGGGACUCCCCGGAGCCCCCCGAGGGCGGCGGGCGGGGGGGGGAGGAGGCGGGGGGACCCCCCGAGUCCCCCUUCGAGUGUGACGGGGACCCCACGGCCGGGUACCGACCCCCCUCCCCCAUCGACCUGCGCCGCUCCAUCGACGAGGCCUUGGGAGCGCCGGGAAUGUUCCGCAUCGGGAACGGCGGGAUCGGGGGCCCCGGGAACACCGGGAAUACCGGCGGCGGCGUUAUCAGGAGCACCGGGAACGCCGGGAAGGCCAAGAACAAUGGGAUCAGCAUCAUCGGCAGCUCUGGGAAAACUGGGAGCAAUGGGAGCACCGGGAUCAGCGUCAUCAGCACCACCGGGAACACCGGGAACACUGAGAACAUCGGGAACACCGGCACCAGCACAACAGUGUUACCGGGGGUCGGCACAACCCAGGGCAUGGGCACAACUGGGGGAACUGGGAUGGGCACAACUGGUGUGACUGGGAGUGGCACGGCUGGAACAACGGGAACCACCACAGCUGGAACCCCAGGAACCACCACUGCUGGAACCCCAGGAACAGCCACAGCUGGAACACUGGGAGCCACCACAGCUGGAACCCCGGGAACCACCACUGCUGGAACAUCAGGAACCACCACAGCUGGAACAAUGGGAACCACCACAGCUGGAACACCAGGAACUGCCACAGCUGGAACCCCAGGAACCACCACUGCUGGAACACCAGGAACCACCACAACUGGAACAUCAGGAACCACCACAGCUGGAACACCAGGAACCACCACAGCUGGAACACCGGGAACUGCCACAGCUGGAACACCGAGAACCACCACAGCUGGAACACUGGGAACUGCCACAGUUGGAACAUCAGGAACCACCACUGCUGGAACCCCGGGAACCACCUCAGCCGGAACACCGGGAACCACCACAGCUGGAACAUCAGGAACCACCACAGCUGGAACAUCAGGAACCACCACAGCUGGAACAUCAGGAACCACCUCAGCCGGAACACCGGGAACCACCACAGCUGGAACACUGGGAACUGCCACCUCUGGAACACCAAGAACCCCCACCACUGGAACCCCAGGAAUCACUACUGCUGGAACUGCCGGGACCGGCAGCACCGGCACCAAGGGGG
Molecule: messenger RNA, 1257 nt
Organism: Corapipo altera (White-ruffed manakin)
Lineage: Eukaryota; Metazoa; Chordata; Aves; Passeriformes; Pipridae
Exons: 2
Source: RefSeq, a predicted model, not a curated record